AUGUCGUCUCUAGAUAAUACCAAUGAGACAGGCGAUAAAUCUGCAGAUUCGGUUAUCAACCCUAAAUCGCUCUACUUCUCCACAGAAAAUCCUUCCGAUACCGUUACAUCAUCGAGAAUAAUGGCGAGAGCAGUUUUCCUAGCAUUCUCUGAAAUUCUUCGUCGCAGAGCCAUACUUCCAAAAGAUUACUUUGCAAAAACUAAUAUAACUAAAGAUGUGAAGUGUACGGGACUGCGAGUCAAGAAUCCGAAAUCUUUGACGAUCGCCAGAAUGCUGAGCUCGAGCGGAAGAGCUAUCAAAGAGAAAUAUUUGAAAGAACUUUCUUUGGUGAUCAGUAACGAGAAAGACGACAAAGAAGCGAUUGAAGUUCACUCAAUGAAAUUUCAAUACUUGAAAAAUGGCGGAGUGGCAGCACAUUACAGCACAAAGAAUCAAAAGGGUCGUCUGACUACUCGGAAGAGAUUGCCUAAAAUCGAUCAAAUAGGAAAUACAAAUAACGAAACGAUUCACGAUCAAUUCAUGGGCAUUAUCAACAGUAUUAAAAAAAUCACGAAGGAAAAUUUGAGUCCCUUGCCAAACGAUUUCGAUGUCAAUUUCCGUGUCCAAUACACCGAUAAUGCACCAACUGACUACAAAAUCGAUGGGUUUGCUCACUCAGACGUCUUUUACAGCCUCCCGAAAAAUAUUCAAUCAGCGAAAAUCGGAAAUUUGCGUUCAGAUAACCACGAAGUUUUUCUUGAUUGCUCGAGUGUUUUCAUGAAAGAGAAAUUCUUCAAAAUGCCUAUAUGUUCUCCAAAAAGCACCGUCAGGAAACAACCUUCUUCAUCAGAAACUCCUUCUUCUCCUUCGUUAGGAACCAAGUUUAUGAACGAAUUAUGA
Molecule: messenger RNA, 879 nt
Organism: Caenorhabditis remanei
Lineage: Eukaryota; Metazoa; Nematoda; Chromadorea; Rhabditida; Rhabditidae
Exons: 3
Coding region: 1-879 (292 amino acids)
Biological process (GO): synaptonemal complex assembly; meiotic recombination checkpoint signaling
Cellular component (GO): nucleus
Source: RefSeq, a predicted model, not a curated record